GUCACGGGAGCUGUCCGCGUCUGUAGUGCUGCUCUGGUUUCAUUGAACGGCUGCGCGUGCGAGUGUGUUUAUGGACGCGAUGGAAGAAGAACUGAAAUGCCCGGUUUGCGGAUCUCUCUUUAAGGAGCCGAUUAUUUUACCGUGCUCUCAUAAUGUCUGCCUGGCGUGUGCCCGGAAUAUCAUCGUACAGACCCCGGAGGGAGAGACCCCUCCGCAGAACCGAUGCUCCGGUGUUGACUAUGACUAUCUGGAUAUGGACAAGAUGAGCAUGUACAGCGAGACGGACAGCGGCUACGGCUCAUACACGCCGUGCCUGAAGUCUCCCAACGGAGUGCGCGUGUUCCCCCCCGCGCUGGUGCACCGCCACUGCUCCAUCACCUGCCCGCUGUGCCACCGCAGCGUGUCCCUGGACGAGCGAGGGCUCCGGGGCUUCCAGCGCAACCGGCUGCUGGAGGCGAUCGUGUCCCGCUACCAGCAGAGCCGCGCCGCCUCCGUCAAAUGCCAGCUGUGCGACCGCAACCCGGUGGACGCCACGGUGAUGUGCGAGCAGUGCGAUGUGUUCUACUGCGCUCCGUGCCAGCAGCGCUGCCACCCCUCCCGCGGACCGCUGGCCAAACACCGGCUGCUGCCGCCGACUCAAGCGCAGGCGGGGACCGCGCAGCCGGCCGGCGCCUCCGCGCGCGCUCAGGCGACAUGCGUGGAUCACGAAGCCGAGAACUACAGCAUGUACUGCGUCAGCUGCAAGACCCCCGUGUGCUACCAGUGUCUGGAGGAGGGCAAACACGGCAAACAUGACGUAAAGCCCCUGGCCGCUGUGUGGAAACAACACAAGUGUCAGCUGUCCCAGGCGUUGAAUGGAGUGUCUGACAAAGCCAAGGAGGCCAAGGAGUUCCUGGUGCAGCUGAAGAACCUGCUUCAGCAGAUACAGGAAAAUGGGGUUGAAUUUGAGGCAUGUCUGGUCGCUCAGUGUGACUCUCUGAUUGAAGCGCUCACUCGGCAGAAGGCCAAACUGCUCACCAAGGUCACAAAGGAGAAAGAGAGUAAGCUAAAGACUGUGAAGGAUCAGAUAACUCACUGCACCAUGAAGCUACGACAGACCACAGGAAUGAUGGAGUUCUGUCUGGAGGUUAUUAAAGAGAACGAUCCCAGUGGAUUCCUACAGAUCUCAGAUGCAUUGAUCAAGCGUGUCCAGGUGUCUCAGGAACAGUGGGUAAAAGGUGCAUUGGAGCCAAAGGUCUGCCCAGAAUUCGCCUUGACCGUCAACACUGACCCUCUGAUGCAAUCGAUUCUCCAGCUGGACUUCACCCAGAAUAAAGAUGGUCAGGAGGCUGCUUUAUUGAAACAAAUGCAUGCAGGUGACCAGAAAGAGGAGGAGAGCACAGGAGCGGAGUCCCCCACAGUGCCUCCUGCACCACUGUUGCAGUUGGAAAAAUGCUGCAUGUGGAACAACAGUGCCACUCUGGCCUGGAGGAUAACUACAGUCCAAGCCCUGCCUGUAGAGGGUUAUGUGCUGGAGCUUGAUGAUGGGAACAGCGGGCCUUAUCGGGAAGUGUAUGUUGGGAAAGAGACCAUCUGUACAGUGGAUGGCCUUCAUUUCAACAGUUCAUACAACGCUCGAGUCAAAGCGUACAACUCUGCUGGUGUGGGAGCGUACAGCAAGGUUGUCGUUCUGAAGACAUCUGAUGUGGCAUGGUUCACUUUUGAUCCUACCUCAGCUCACAGAGACAUUGUCCUGUCCAAUGAAAACCAGACUGUGACUUGUAACAGUUACGAUGAUCGCGUGGUGCUCGGGACGGCUGCCUUCUCCAAGGGCGUUCAUUACUGGGAACUUAGUGUGGAUCGCUAUGAUAACCACCCCGACCCCGCAUUCGGUGUGGCCCGGAUUAAUACGAUGAAGGACAUGAUGCUGGGGAAGGACGAUAAGGCUUGGGCUAUGUAUGUGGACAACAAUCGCUCCUGGUUCAUGCACAACAACUCCCACACCAACAGAGCUGAGGGUGGCAUCACAAAGGGUUCGACUGUGGGGAUUCUGUUAGACCUGACAAAACAUACCCUGACCUUCUUCAUCAACAAACAGCAGCAUGGACCCAUGGCUUUCGAGAACCUGGAGGGUGUGUUCAUGCCCGCGGUUAGCCUUAACCGCAACGUCCAGGUGACUCUGAUCACAGGUUUGGAAGUCCCAAAGAGCAUCAUGUGAUCAUCUUGGACCAAUGAGAACAAGCCAGAACCUUCUUGUCAAACAAAUCAGUGCUCUUAGACUGCACUGUCAUACUGAUCUUAAUAUUUUUUCCCCUUAUGAUCAUAUGGGUGAUUUGCAUUUUGGUGUUUACGAAUCAAUCCCAUGUUUAUGGAAAAGCAAACCGUGAUGUCCCUAUGGGGGUCGAAGCUGGAGUCGAACCCCAAAGCACUUUGAAAUAAAGUUCUGCCUGUUUUUCAUACCUCCAGCGAAAGAUUAGCAGUUUCAAAAAUCUAAUUUGGAUUAAAACCAAUUUAUCAUCCAUUUGAUGUGUUAGCAAUGGAACGGAGUGAUCAAACCCAACCGAUAGUGAUCAAACAACUGCGAAACUAAAGGUGAAUUUGAAAAUGUUUCAGGUUAAUCUCACAUGCUACAUGAAUCUCAGGUUUAAUCACCUUUAAUGUGCUUCAAAAAACCAUGAAUCUUCGGUGCUGGGAUUGAAAAAGUCCCGGUCAAGCCAAAAGCCCUGCGUCAGAUUAUAGUGAAGUUUACAGUCUAUUCAGUUCACAGUUCUAUGAGAAAAAAUUUAAAUCUGAUUGCUAACAGCACACUUCUGUUGAAUUAGCUGCACAAUCUGAUUCAUAAUUCAUGAUUUUAGCACAAACAGUGCAGGAUGAGUUACAUGCUGAAGUGUAAUACUUAACGUAUGCACUAUUGUCUUGCAAACAGCACUAAAACACACACACACACACACACACACACAAAAAACUCCAGGUUUACAGAAAUGAAAUAAUACCUGCCAUAGACUGUGUCCUCACCACCAAGUCUUGGUGCUUAAUAUGAGCCACAAUUGCGAAUACUUAGCCAGAAUCUCAACUCUGAGGUCUCCUUACACUGUGACCGAUAUAUUCCUUAAGAGUCUUGAAGUUGAAGUGUGCAAUUUCAACGCUAUCUCGCGACCAAUUCAUACAUAUUUUACGAGGUGGCUAAUUCGUACGAAUUUGUACGACCUCCCUCAUACAAUUUUUUCGUAUGAUUUGUCUAGACCCCUGUGGUGGGUAGGUUUAGGGGCGGGGUUAGGUGCACGUCAUUAGUUCAAAUUCAUACCAAUUGUGCAACUCGUAAAAUACGUACGAAUUGCCUUGAGAUCGGGCUGGUAAUUUUCCCUUGUCCCAGCUGAAGUAAGCCAUGUUAGGUUGAUUUCGCAAAAAAAGUGUAAACAUUGUCUCAGAACAUUGCUUUGUUUGUUUUUCUACUCCUAGCAACAACGACUUAACCAAUAGUGAGAGUUUAGGGCGGGGCUAUCUGUAUUUGUGACCAAUGACAAAUGAGUGUAGGGGAAACCUGUUUGAAAACAGUCACUAUUUUUGUAAAUUUAUUUAGUGAUACACUUACACACUUUGACUUUAAAUACAUGACAGACUCAAGCUUCAUACACCUCAUUACAAGUAAAUGAGCACUUCAUGGUUCGAUUUAUCAGUAUUAUUUCCAUCCCGCGCUCUUUAAAGGUUUCCAUGCUUUUUUAGAUUCUGAUGUCGAAAUGUCAAGUCAGAGCAUGUAGUUGGGAGAGAAGAUUGCGUUUGCAUGUUGUACAGCUGUAAAUAUGGUUAAAGCAUUGAAGCGCGCAUGAGUUACACAUUCAUUAUAUUGAGUUUGUUACAGUGUGAUGACUGGAUCAAACAAGAAUACAGCAUAGACGCAGAGUUUGCAAUCUGCCUCCUAGUGUUUGUUGUGUGGAAUUAUUUAUGAUAACAUAGCUUUGCGUUAAAACCCCCAAAAGCUAUGUAACUCCAUAACAGCGCUUUUAUUCUCAUAAAACUGGUCACAUUAAAUGGUAUGAAGAGUCACUUAUGGGCCUUGCAAUAGGAGAUACAAACCUAUGUUCAGUUCAUACCUCUUUUAAAAUUACGAUGGUUUCAGAGUGAAAUGAAAGAUAAAUGUAAGAUAUUUAUGUUUAUUAUCCUGCCCAGACACUUACUUACUGGAUUAUGAGAGCAUAUGAUGACCCAUUGGUGAUGUAAAACAUGGGGUGUUGUUGAUAUUUAUAACACGUUUCUAUGAACAGUGUAAUUAAUGUAAAUAGCUUGAGCUGAUGCUUUUAUUGCGCAAUGAUUACUUAGUUGUCAGAAGUACCAAGCUAAACUGGAACAGCACUAUGUAAAUAAAUAAGAAAUAUUUCAAAAGAGUGGUAACAUGUAAAAAGUUGUGCUUAAAGGAAUGUUCUGGGUUCAGUCAGGGCCAUUGUCUGCUUGGGACAGCUGGGAAUGUUGUUCCAGGUCAUUUAUCAACAUCUUCACACUACUGUGAUGGCUUUUCAAGUAUAAAUCACAGAAAAAAGAUUUUUUUUUUGCAGUAAAACACCAACACAAGAACCAGUACAAUCUCAUGGCAGUUUGUAACUGUUUUGGCAAAAUGGUGACUUAUUCAUAUGAAUUUAUUAAAUCUCAUAAGUUUUCAAAGGAUCUAUUUAUGCCCCAGUGAUGGCUAUAUUUAUUAUUAAAUUAAUAAAAUUAAUUUAAUGCAUUUAGCAGACACUUUUAUCCAAAGCAACUUACAAAAUAUUCAAGAUAACAAUUUUCUCCUAACCUGUGUUCCCUGGGAUUCAAACCCACAACAUUGCGCUUGCUAGCGCAAUGCAUUACCACUUGAGCUACAGGAACACUAUAUUUAGGGGUAGGGUUAGAGAUGGACAUUCAUGCUUACUUUUUCAUUAAAACUUUUUAUAUUUUCCCAUUGUACAAAUUCAUAUGAAACCACUACCUGCCAAAGCGAUUGGGCUGUAACAUACACAAUGACAGAAACCUUACACAUGUUAACAUGAGCCCUGAGCAUGUUGAGUCCAACACAAGACCAAAUGUAACCUCCAUAGAAGUUUCUAUAUGUUUAUUACAUAUCUCUGUAUGUAGUGCCAGUAUACGAAAAGCACCCAUAUACAAAGAUGUAAUGUGGAUUAAAUAGAUGUUUUCUGAGACCUGGCAUGGAUCAAAAACAUAAUUUUUAUUCUCCGUUCAUGUUUUUUCAUGUUCACAGCCAAUUUUUGCUAAUGGCCUUAAUUAUAGAUGAUGAGGCAGAAAGUCAUGUGACUGAAACAGAUGAAUAGCUGAACUUUGAACAUUCCUUUAAAUCCAGUUUACAAUGACUGUUUGGGUGACGCCUGCAAAACUGCCGUCCUUCCAAAAGGAUCUAUACUGCCGAAUUAAUUUUUUUAAUAUCACAAUGAUCCUUUUUUGUUUGUAUUAAAGUAUAUUUAAAAUUUGAUGUCCGUGUACAUAACAGAAUCACUGCUCGUGUAUUGAAUAUGAAACAAAAUUCAGUCAAAGAGCAGUUUGCUGAGACUGGAAUAAUGCCAACA
Messenger RNA from Carassius auratus (goldfish), 5528 nucleotides. It is a transcript of the gene trim67, whose product is annotated as tripartite motif containing 67. Gene Ontology annotation, molecular function: protein binding; zinc ion binding. Gene Ontology annotation, cellular component: cytoplasm. The transcript has 11 exons. Bases 71 to 2197 code for a protein of 708 amino acids. NCBI's taxonomy places the organism in Eukaryota, Metazoa, Chordata, Actinopteri, Cypriniformes, Cyprinidae. The record is from RefSeq and is a predicted model, not a curated record.